Molecule: messenger RNA, 3480 nt
Organism: Stereum hirsutum FP-91666 SS1
Lineage: Eukaryota; Fungi; Basidiomycota; Agaricomycetes; Russulales; Stereaceae
Exons: 15
Coding region: 1-3294 (1097 amino acids)
Biological process (GO): transcription by RNA polymerase II; RNA polymerase II preinitiation complex assembly
Cellular component (GO): transcription factor TFIID complex
Molecular function (GO): RNA polymerase II general transcription initiation factor binding; RNA polymerase II general transcription initiation factor activity; histone acetyltransferase activity
Source: RefSeq, a predicted model, not a curated record
AUGUCGAACAGAGAUGAAGAUGACGCCAUCUCGGCUUUGACAGGCUUCUCUCUCGACAAUAUCCUCACUGGUCUUCAGCUUCCCUCUAACGGCCUUUCCAACCGACUCGGCAUCUCAGGUCUCUCUGCACUCAACUCGAGUCAAAUAUACAACGAUCGAUGGGAUGGAGAUGAUGCUGUGGGGACAGGCCAGGGCGAGGACUUUGAAGACGAGGUGGAUCGUGAGAUUGAGGAAGAGGAGGAGGAGGAGGAUACUGGGGUCAAGAUGGAGGACGAAUCUUCCGACGCACAUAAGAUCCCGGAACGACGAGUACGCGUUGUCAAGCGACUAGUGGAGCGGCCAAAGACCGUAUAUGAACGGUUCCCGACAUACGAGAAGGGCAAGGUGUUGAACUUCACGGAGCUCUUCAAGGGCUACACGGGUACCAAGUCGCGACUAGUCAAGCGACCUUUCUAUGUCGAUACUGUCUAUACCAAGAAGAAAGAAGUCCCAAGAGGAUUCCUGGACACCAUUGUUGGAGACGCGAAAAGGAAGGUUGAGCAUGAGCGUGUCGACGACGUAGUCUCGUCAGGAAAUAUCGAGCAGGAACUCCGUCUAGCCCUUGAGGGCCAGGACGGAACUUCCUCCGAUGCUUUGUCGUUACAUGACCGCUCUUUUGACCUAGUCUUGCUGUCCAACUGGGAAGAUCAGAUCAUCUUUGAACCUCAGCCUGAUUCAGCUCGAAAACUAGUCACACGACCGACCACAGACCUCUCCACGCCUACUAACAAGGUGAUUGAAUCUGGAGAUUGGACGCAAAGUAUUAUCUGGGAUCCCAAGACUCCGUUUAGAGACUUUACUCAAGUCGACAUCCCAGGAGAGGAUGCCGCAGAGGAACGCCAUGCCACUCAAGAAAUACGUCCACGGAAAAGGCCAAGAGUGGAUGGUCCCCAAAUCAAGGAUAAAUUCAAUCUAUCCAAUGAUCACUUCUACGAGGUGGCCAAAGAAGGCGGCAAACAUCGUGUCCGUCAAACCUUUGGUCAACUCGUGGUCGAGCACGCGUAUCCCGCUCAGAAGCUGCAGCUGCCAUUCUACAAGACACGUCUACAGAAGCAAGAAGCCCGAUCCUGGCAUCGUCCUGCUUUGCAAUUCCCCACGAACAUUGAAGUCCACUUCCAAAAGGUUCGCACGGCCAAAAAGAAGAAGGACAAGGCGGGUCGAAAGUUGGGUCGUGGUGGCAAUGUCGGCGAAGGUCUCCAUCGGACGUCAGAUUUGAGUUUGAAGGAUACUAGCAACUUCGUGCUCUGGGAGUAUUCGGAGGAACAUCCCCCAAUUAUGUCAAAUUUCGGCAUGGGAAGUAUUCUUGUCAAUUACUACCGCAAGAAGGGCGAGAAGGACGACACAAUACCAAAGCUCGACCUUGGAGCCCCAUUUGUUCUCGAGCCGCAAGAUGAAUCUCCAUUCAUGAAAUUUGGCUCUGUCGAACCGGGCCAAACCAUCCCCACUCUCUACAACAACCUCGUCCGAGCGCCACUGUUCCGACAUAAACCUUACCAUACGGAUUUCCUCGUCAUCAAGAACACUAUCAAAGGCGAAGCAAAAUAUUACAUCCGGGAAGUCAAGAACCUGUAUACCGUCGGCCAGACAUACCCUCUCACCGAAGUUCCCGGGCCACAUUCGCGAAAGAUCACCAAUACGAUCAAGCAUAGGCUCCAAAUCAUUGCCUACAAACUUCUGCGUAAGAGCAGCGGCGAGCGGUUGAAGAUCGCACGGCUCAUGAAGUACUUCCCCGACCAGAACGAGCUCCAGAUGAGACAGCGGCUGAAGGAAUUCAUGGAAUACCACAGACGAGGUCCACACCAAGGCUUCUGGCGCCUGAAGGCAAACUGGAACAUCCCCAACGACGCUGAUAUGCUCAAGAUGGUCGGGCCAGAACAGGUCGUCUUGUCUGAGAGUAUGCAAGUCGGUCAGCGGCAUCUCCAGGACUCGGGUUACAGUGGCACAGACACUGCUGCCGAUGACGAUGAGUCCAACCUCUCUAUCGAGCAGCAGCUUGCGCCGUGGAUCACGACGAAGAACUUCUUGUUCGCCACGCAGGCCAAGGCGAUGCUGAGGUUGCAUGGGGAGGGCGAUCCCACAGGCAGAGGAGAGGCGUUCAGCUUCAUUCGUGUGUCAAUGAAGGACAUCUUCGUCAAGGCAGGUGAAGAUUACGACCAGAAGCUUGCUGAAGCCGAAAGUCGGCCCAAGUCUGCCCACCGGUACAACGUCGCGGAACAACAACAAAUCUACAAAUCCGAGAUCGAAAGGAUUUGGAGAGCGCAGUACCGCUCCCUCAGCCGCAAAGACGAGCCGCAGCUUUCGGACGACGAUGAUGCCGAGCGCGACCGCGGACGUAACCCAUACACCGUCAAGACCCAGAAACAGCUCGACCAAGUCUCACUAAAGCUGCCCAACAAGGCGUAUUCGCCUGCGGGUUCCCCGAUGGCUGCUGUCAUGUUGCCCUCCGCGGGCCCGUCGUCUCCUGCGUUCAGUCGAGGCUCUUCCGUGGACCGUGAUCGGGACGGAAGUGUAGGGCCUGACAAUAGGAGGGUACUGCGCAUAAAACGAAAGGUUGAUGGCGAGUGGAAGACGGAGAUUGUCAGGGACCCGGCAGUCAUACGUGCUUAUGUGCGGAGGCGGCAGUUAAUUGAGGAGGAGACGACCAUGGCGGACAGUCUCGCCCCGACUGGAGACGCAGACAGGGACAAGCGGGCCAAGAAGAGGCUGGAGGAAGAGAUCGCGCGGAUGAAGAAGAACCAAGAACGCCGUUUGCACAGGAAGAAUGCCAAGAUCGCUAAAGAGGGUGGUACGCCUCUAACGCUGAACCGGAAUACCAAGCCAGACACAACGAGACGUUGCGGAAACUGCGGACAACUGGGCCACAUGAAAACGAACCGCAAAUGCCCCAAAUGGGCCGAAUUCAACUCCGGCGACAACGCCGCCUCAGCCUCCGGUGGCGCGACCUCUCCCACCAACGCGACGAGUCCCCCACCCAGCACGCCCGGCGGCGGUGGAGGUGGUGGAGGCCUCUACAGUCCCGGAGCCGACUCGCACUCCCAAACGCACCAGCACAGACCGUUUCCCGGUUCGCUUCGUGCCACGAACGCGUUCGCGCCGGGGGCGCCGUCGCCACUGGCUACGAGUCCGCCCGUGUAUGGACAUAGUAUGGAUAUGGGGAUGGGGAUGGAUGAGGACGAGGAUGAGGAAGAUGCGGAUGGGGAGGAGGGGAUGGGCGGUGGUGGGACGAAGUUGAAGCUUAUGUUGGGGAAGAGGUGAGGUGAGGUGAUGAUGUUUGUUGAGAGUUCCGGAGACGGAGACGGACUCGUGUUUCUGCUGUCUUUCUUUGCUUUACUACUUUGUUGUUCUCGCAUCACUACUUACUACUACUUUCUUCAACCAACCUGCAAUCUCUGUUACUUUGUAUGUAGUACUUAUACUGACUGACGCGCACGCUUAAUUUAU